GAGGAAACUUCUCGAGAUGCAGAAGUGUCUUUCCAAUCGUCCGUAUAUCAUCUCGCACAACAUCGCACAACAAAAAUAUACUCAGAAUGUUAAAAAAGAUUGUUGUUUUUGCAAGUUUGAUUUUCCUAAGUUAUGCUUGUUUAAUUACGAAUUGUCCUCGCGGCGGAAAGAGAAGUGAUCUCGCACCUUUGGGAAAUGUUGUACGGGAAUGUCCUUCAUGUGGUCCCAAUCAUCUAGGACAAUGCUUUGGGCCUCAUAUCUGCUGUGGCCCUAAUAUCGGUUGCUUCAUAGGAACAUCAGAAACAUAUCGAUGCAGAAAAGAAAGUUUAUAUAUUAGGCCUUGCAUCGCUGGAUACGCAAUGUGCCGUGGAAAUACAGCGAGAUGCGCUUCAAACGGAAUUUGCUGCUCACAAGAAUCUUGCUACAUCGAUUCAUCCUGCAGAAUUUCGAAUGCUGUUGGCAGUGAUCGAAAACUCGAUGCCGAUUUGAACGUGAUACUCCCAGGCAACGAAGUCUCUAACGAGAUGUUUCAAUAAUAUAAUUAAUUAAUUCCAUAGAUAUCAUUUAUCUAAUCUGACAUUUCAUCUUAUAAUUAUACUGUGUUAACAACACAAUGAAAAAAAUAAAAAUGCAAACCUA
This is a messenger RNA of Pogonomyrmex barbatus (red harvester ant), 639 nucleotides long. Its product is annotated as neurophysin 1-like. Gene Ontology annotation, molecular function: neurohypophyseal hormone activity. Gene Ontology annotation, cellular component: secretory granule; extracellular region. Lineage: Eukaryota; Metazoa; Arthropoda; Insecta; Hymenoptera; Formicidae. The record is from RefSeq and is a predicted model, not a curated record.